AUGGCCAAGGCGAAAAGCUCAAGUGAAGAGCUCAAGCGAACGAUGAAAAGACCCAAGGCACGCCAAGAUACAGCGGCAAUACCCGUUGCCGCUUCAGAGCAGACAGCAGCCGCCACAGCACUGGCGUCUGCAGUGACACCGUCCAAGUUGCAGUCGCCAAGUCCUCAUGCUCGAGGACUGAAGCCGUCUCCAGCGAGUCGAUACGAUAAUUCCUUAGGAUUAUUGACCAAGAGGUUUGUCGAGCUCAUUCAAUCGGCACCGUCGAAGGACUUGGAUUUGAAUACAGCAGCUGAAUCACUUGGUGUACAGAAACGACGAAUAUAUGAUAUCACAAAUGUGUUGGAAGGCAUUGGACUGAUUGAAAAGACGUCCAAGAACAAUAUACACUGGAAGGGUGUCAGCAGGCCCACAAGUGCAACUGAUAGCUUUGAAGGAACAGACCACCUCCGACAAAGUAUCUCCGAUCUGAGGCAAGAAGAGCUCAAUUAUGACCAGCAUAUCAAAAUAGUCAGUCAGAACAUUCGACGUCUGUAUGAAGAAGAAGCGUUCGACAAAGGUAGUUUCGAUAACUUUUGCUAUGUUACACACGAUGACAUGAGACGGCAAGAGAGCUUCGCAGACCAGAGCGUAAUGGCGAUCAAGGCUCCGCCAGGAACAACGCUUGAAGUUCCUGAUCCUGACGAGGGUAUGCCCGCUGGGAAACGCCGGUUUCAAGUCUUUCUCAAGUCUUCAGAUGGGCCCGUUGAUGUGUACUUGGUUCGACGAAUGGACGAUGCAAAAGAGGCAGAGGACGCCAAUACGUCAGCAAAGGGAACUGAAGAGUCUGCAGCUCCUGAUAGCCCUGCACCUCCAUUGGAUCAGCAGAGAUCAUACGAUUCGGACAGCGGGAUCUUCAAACUCGCUCCGCUUAAGACUGAUCCGGAUUUCUACUUCAAUCUGGAUGAUAACGAAGGCAUAUCGGACUUUUUCGCAGACAUCCCGUAA
Peronospora matthiolae is the source of this 984-nucleotide messenger RNA. Lineage: Eukaryota; Oomycota; Peronosporomycetes; Peronosporales; Peronosporaceae. The record is from the annotation of a GenBank genome assembly.